CGCUUGGCUGCCUGGGGUUCGUGCACUCUGGCGCGCAAGUGCGCGGGAGCUCGGCGGCGCGAAGCCGGGAGGAACCCUGCGAUCCCCGCGCUAGCAUAGCUGUGCUUCGGUAGUCAGCUCCAGAAGUGGCUUUCGCCCUGUCCAAGCAGUCUUCAGACAUGGGUGGUGUGCUGCUCCAGCCGCCGCUGUCCAUGCUGAUGCUGGUGCUGAUGCUGCUGCCAGUGGCCAGUGCCUCAGAAGCUGAGCACCGCCUGUUCCAGUACCUGUUCGAAGAUUAUAACGAGAUCAUCCGGCCAGUGGCUAACGUGUCCCAUCCAGUCAUCAUCCAGUUUGAGGUGUCCAUGUCUCAGCUGGUGAAGGUGGAUGAAGUAAACCAGAUCAUGGAAACCAACCUGUGGCUGAAGCAAAUAUGGAAUGACUACAAGCUGAAGUGGAAACCCUCUGACUACCAAGGGGUGGAGUUCAUGCGAGUCCCUGCAGAGAAGAUCUGGAAACCGGACAUUGUGCUUUACAACAAUGCUGAUGGGGACUUCCAAGUGGAUGACAAGACCAAAGCACUACUCAAGUACACAGGAGAAGUGACUUGGAUCCCUCCUGCCAUCUUUAAGAGCUCAUGCAAAAUCGACGUGACCUACUUCCCUUUCGACUACCAAAACUGCACCAUGAAGUUCGGCUCCUGGUCCUACGACAAGGCAAAGAUCGACCUGGUCCUCAUUGGCUCCUCAAUGAACCUCAAGGACUACUGGGAAAGCGGUGAGUGGGCCAUCAUUAAAGCCCCGGGCUACAAACAUGAGAUCAAGUACAACUGCUGUGAGGAGAUCUACCAAGACAUCACGUACUCUCUCUACAUCCGCCGCCUCCCGCUGUUCUACACCAUCAACCUCAUCAUCCCUUGCCUGCUUAUCUCCUUCCUCACCGUGCUUGUCUUCUACCUGCCCUCCGACUGUGGGGAGAAGGUGACACUCUGCAUCUCCGUGCUCCUCUCCCUGACCGUCUUUCUCUUAGUGAUCACUGAGACCAUCCCUUCCACCUCGCUGGUCAUCCCCUUGAUUGGGGAGUACCUCCUCUUCACUAUGAUUUUUGUCACCUUGUCCAUCGUCAUCACAGUCUUCGUACUCAACGUGCACUACAGAACUCCGACCACACACACAAUGCCCACUUGGGUCAAGGCCGUGUUCUUGAACCUGCUCCCCAGGGUCAUGUUUAUGACUAGGCCGACCAGCAGCGAGGGAGAUGCUCCGAAGACGAGGACCCUCUACGGUGCUGAGCUCUCAAACCUGAACUGCUUCAGCCGUACAGAGUCCAAAAGCUGCAAGGAAGGCUACCCCUGCCAAGAUGGGGCAUGUGGCUACUGCCACCACCGUCGGGUAAAAAUCUCAAAUUUCAAUGCCAACCUCACAAGAAGCUCCAGUUCUGAGUCUGUCGAUGCUGUGUUGUCCCUCUCUGCACUGUCACCAGAAAUCAAAGAAGCCAUCCAAAGUGUGAAGUAUAUUGCCGAAAAUAUGAAAGCACAGAAUGUAGCCAAAGAGAUUCAAGACGAUUGGAAGUAUGUUGCCAUGGUGAUUGAUCGCAUCUUUCUCUGGGUUUUCAUCCUGGUAUGCAUUUUAGGAACGGCAGGAUUAUUUCUGCAACCCUUGAUGGCCAGAGAUGACACAUAAACUGUGACCUGUUCGCCGAGGUUCCCCUGUGCUGAUGCCAGGGCACUUUCUCAAUAGUACCAUACUUAAUCUGAUCACUGGCUUGGAGUUGGCUAUUUCAAGGGUUACUUUCAACUCAUCUUGUUUUUUUUUGUUUUGUUUUGUUUUGUUUUGUUUUUGUAAAAAAGAAAUGUGGGAGAAAAAAUGUCUAGUUAUUUAUUAUGGAUAAAUGAACAUUUCCCUACUCCUGUGAUUGAAACUUAACUAGAUAGAAAAUUUUUCUGUUUGUAAAUAUUAAAACCAUUAGUUCAGGAUAUCUCUAGAACUCAUUUGUUCAGCUCACAAACUACUUGAAGUUGUAGAGUAUUCCAGCAGCACCCCAUCACUUCUGUUCUUUAUUAUCUUUCCAAAGGCCAUGCUUCCACUUCUUUACUAUCGUUCCAAAGGCCACACUUCCACUUCAGUAUUUAUGUUGCUGCUCAACCCCAUAUAUCAUACCCUGAGAAAUUACACCUGGUCUCACACUCCUUGUUAGUAGACUACUCUAGCCUGUUCAAGUUGCUAAUUUAGAAAAACAUCCCAUGGAGCCCUGCAAGACUUUAAUCCCAGCACUCCAGAGGUAGAGUCAGAGGCAGGCGGGAUCUCUGUGAAUUCCAGGCCAGCCUGGUCUAAUGAACUCCAGCCCAAGCAGGGCUGCAUAGUGAGACCCUGUCUCAAAACAACACCACCCCACAAACUGGACAACUAAACACAAAGUUAUUUCUCACAGUUUAGGAGCCUGGGAAAUCUAGGAUCAAGGUGCCAGCUAGACUCUCUGGGGAGCAGUCUUCCUCAUAAAACGGACCUUCCAAUGUGUCUCCAAGUGGCUAAAAGGGCUAGUCUUUCUGUAAUCUUUUACGCUUGUCAAGGUAUGCCCUCAUGACCUAAUAAUUUCCCAAACAGUAUUGCAUGGCAGGUUCACUCAAGAGCUGCAGGGAGCCAUCUGGACUCUAGGAUGAGCUGUCAGUGCAAGGCUUCACUAUCAUGGCACUAGGGUUUGGGCUCCAGGGUCCUGCUGGGGAUGUGAGACGUGUGUGGACUUCAGCAGCUGAUGGUUUGCCCACUAGCAUGCCAAGAACAGGCCUGUGUGCCUCGGCUGCAGAGCACCCAGAAUGUUGGAAGUUGUCAAAAUUGGUUAUGCUUGAGAAGCUAUUUGAACAAAUUGAGUUUCUCAUAUUACAUUUCUGAAUCAGAACCACAACUCCUAGAGAGAGUUCACAGAGACCAUUUUGAGUAUUCAUUCACACUAGCUUUUCUCUAUGCAAAAAAUAAAACCUGACAAUUGCAAUUCACUGUGGCCUAUAUUUCAGUCAGUCAAAAGGAGGAGUGUUCUAUGAAAUGUGUUGGCUUACAAAUACCUUAGCAGUGAUUGAGACAUAGGAGAUGAGGGAUAUAUAUUAACUGAGAUAGCUAACAGCAAUUAAUAUUAAACUAGAUUUUAUCAGUGUUCCCUCAUAUUGUUAAGCACCUGAGAUAAUAAACUUUAAAGGAGAAAAUGUG
Mastomys coucha (southern multimammate mouse) is the source of this 3176-nucleotide messenger RNA. It is a transcript of the gene Chrna3, whose product is annotated as cholinergic receptor nicotinic alpha 3 subunit. Gene Ontology annotation, biological process: signal transduction; monoatomic ion transmembrane transport; nervous system process. Lineage: Eukaryota; Metazoa; Chordata; Mammalia; Rodentia; Muridae. Gene Ontology annotation, cellular component: synapse; neuron projection; postsynaptic membrane. The transcript is spliced from 6 exons. Gene Ontology annotation, molecular function: transmembrane signaling receptor activity; acetylcholine-gated monoatomic cation-selective channel activity. The record is from RefSeq and is a predicted model, not a curated record. Bases 159 to 1658 code for a protein of 499 amino acids.